This is a messenger RNA of Momordica charantia (bitter melon), 1281 nucleotides long. Lineage: Eukaryota; Viridiplantae; Streptophyta; Magnoliopsida; Cucurbitales; Cucurbitaceae. The record is from RefSeq and is a predicted model, not a curated record.
CACAUCAACCGCUCAAAUUAGACCCUUUCCCACUUGCAUUUCCUCCUCCUCCUGUUGGUAGUAACUACGCUCAAAACUAAAGAGAAAAAGAAAAAAUACAAUUUCCAGAUCCAAGAUCUAGACUUUCUCACACUAAAUGCUGCUGCCUUCUUCUCUGAUCUGAGAUUCUGAGGUGAUUUUUCCAGAUCCCAUUAAGUUUUCCCUAAGUAGAAUCACAUCCUUUUGAUCUAUUAGUCAUGCAAAGGAGGCAACCUAAUCCCACGCGCCGCAAUGGAAGCUUCCCAUUUGCGGGGGCCUUGAAUGCAAAAUCAAAAUCAUCUCCCUUGUUAUCAAUAUGUCUGGUCCUUCUGGGAGCAGUUCUUCUACUUGGCUAUGCUUUUAGUGGCCCAGGUUUAUUUGGAGGUAACAAGAUAGUCAGCAGGAUUGAAGGUGAUUUUUCGUGCACGUUGGAGUUGCAAAGAGCAGUACCUGUAUUAAAGAAAGCAUAUGGUGAUAGCAUGCGCAAAGUUUUGCAUGUUGGUCCUGAUACCUGCUCUGUGGUCUCUAAGCUGUUGAAAGAAGGUGAAACAGAAGCAUGGGGCAUAGAACCAUAUGACAUAGAGGAUGCUGAUAGAAACUGCAAAUCACUUGUGCACAAAGGCAUUGUACGGGUGGCAGAUAUCAAAUUCCCUCUACCCUACAGGGCAAAGUCCUUUUCUCAUGUUAUUGUGUCUGACGCAUUGGAUUACCUAUCCCCCAAAUACCUGAACAAAACUCUUCCAGAAUUUGCGAGGGUCUCUGCUGAUGGUCUUAUUAUUUUUACUGGUUUCCCUGGUGUGCAGAAAGCAAAACCAUCUGAGUUAUCAAAGUUUGGCCGGCCGGCCAAAAUGCGGAGCUCAUCUUGGUGGAUUCGAUUUUUUGUCCAAACAAGCUUAGAAGAGAAUGAAGCCGCUGUCAAGAAAUUUGACCAAGCAGCAUCCAAGCAGUCUUACAAGCCAGGCUGCCAAGUUUUCCAUCUCAAUUCAUACCAUUGAUAUCAGAUCAUAAGAUACGAAACAUCAUUUUCUUACCCUCGUUUUUGUCUCCUUUUCUUUUGUCACUCUUAUGUUAUAAGCAAACAUAAGAGAAGCUGGGGAGGUGGAGAAUCAGCAAUUGAUGUACGCUUUUUUCAUUUUUGGGUGGUGGGUUGGGGGAAUGUUAUUGCAACCACAGGAGAUUUUAAUCUUCUCAAGUUCUUACGAUAUAUUAAUUAUUUUUAUUUAAUGAGAUAAAUACAACUGAUCUUCAUAUCGUUUCAGUUCU